This is a messenger RNA of Chelonus insularis, 1892 nucleotides long. Its product is annotated as U2 small nuclear ribonucleoprotein auxiliary factor 35 kDa subunit-related protein 2. Gene Ontology annotation, cellular component: U2AF complex; spliceosomal complex. Gene Ontology annotation, molecular function: pre-mRNA 3'-splice site binding; metal ion binding. The transcript is spliced from 2 exons. The record is from RefSeq and is a predicted model, not a curated record. The coding region runs from base 117 to 1754 and encodes 545 amino acids. Lineage: Eukaryota; Metazoa; Arthropoda; Insecta; Hymenoptera; Braconidae. Gene Ontology annotation, biological process: mRNA splicing, via spliceosome.
UGUUAUGAAUCAAUGCGUGCAUAACAAUAUUGACCGGUGGAAAGUUGAUGAAAAUAAAUGUUUUUUGCACAUUUGUAUAAUAAAAUAUUGUUUUAGUGAUAAGUAGUAAUAUAGAAAUGAAUAAAAAACAAUCAUUAAGCCAUAAAGAAUGGAGAAGAAUUGCAAAAAAAGAACGAAGAAGACGUAUUAGACGUAAAAUUGCUCAAGAAAGAGAUGCUGAUGAAGAUCGUUUGAGGGCGACACUAGAAAAAAGCGCGGAUUAUUUGAAUUGGGUAGAAGAACAAGAGAGGUUAAAUGAAGAGAAAGAAAAAAAAGAACAUGAAGAAAACGAAAGACGAUGGAUUGAAGCUGAGCUAAAAGCACAACAAGAAUGGAAAGAACUUCAACUUCGUAAAAUGAAAGCUCGACAAGAACAAUUGCAACAAGAAGAAAAAAUUAGAAAGGAAUUCGAAGCUAAGCAAGAAGCUGUAAGAAAGAAGAAUGAAGAAUUAAAACUCAAACAAGAAGAGGAGCUCAGACGUCAAGAACAAAUACAGAGGGAAAUUGAUGAUUACAUUGAUAAUGGAGCUAAAACUCCAGAAGCUUUACAAGUGGUUAUUGAUAGUCAGCCUGGUAAAGAAAUUUGUCCAUUUUUCUCUAAAACUGCAGCUUGUAAAUACGGAGAUUCUUGUUCAAGGAAUCAUAGAAGAAGUGCUUUGACAAAAAUAAUUAUUAUUCCCGGUUUCUAUAGUCAUUUUUCGUUGGAAAAAAAUUCUGCUGAAUAUGAUACAGAUAUAGGUUUAGAAUUCGAACUUGUAGAAACGCGUAAACAUUUCAGAGAAUUUUAUAAAGAUGUUGUACCAGAGCUAGAAAGUUAUGGAAAAAUAAAAACACUGAAGUGUUGUUGCAAUAGUGAAGUACAUUUACGAGGGAAUUUGUAUGUUGAAUAUUACGAUAAAAGAGAUGCUGCAAGAGCUUGGAGACAACUAAAAGGUCGUUGGUAUGCAGGUAGACAACUUAAUUGUGAAUUUGCUAAUUUUAAAUCAUGGAGAAAUGCAGUCUGUGGAAUGAAUAAGUGCCCUAAAGGUCGUUCAUGCAAUUAUUUACAUACAUUUACAAACUAUACUGCUGAUUAUGAUAUAAAAAGUCCACCAAGGCGAUCUAAAAAUUCAGAAAGAGAAUUAACAAGCAGUAGACGAAGUAAAAUGUCUUUUGAUGAAUCUAUAAAAAGUGAUUUUAAUUAUCAUCGCAAUUGGAGGUGGUCAGAGUCACCUGAAAUAGAAAGAAAUAAUUCACCAUCUUAUUCCCAAAGUUGGGAUAGAUGCACUGAAGAUUUUAGAGAAGAACAUAAACAGCUUGACCAUUAUAAAAGGUCAAAUUCUCAAAGCUCUCGAUCGAAAAACCGUAAAAAGUAUUCACGGUCUCCACAGUCUUCAAGGUCUUCUAGAUCAUUAUCACGAUCUCGCAGCAAGAAAAAAAAGCGGAGACGCUCAAAUGAAAAUGAACAUAAAGAUUGUUCUAAAAAAAAUUCUGAUACUGACAAAGAAAACGGAAGUAAUUCUAAAAAAAUAAAAUCUCAUGAGAAAUUACAGAAUAAAUCAGAAUUAAUAACCGAAGAUAAUAGCAAAAAAAAUGUGAUAGUGCCAAAUAAUGAAUUAUUACAAAAAUUAGACGAUCGCAGUAAUGAGAUCAUUGAUAUGUCACGAAUAAAAGAGAUGGAAAGCCAAAAUAAUUGGGAUACUACAGAUUCUGAGGAAUAUAAUGAUGAUGAUUAAUUGUGUAUUCCAUGUGUGUAUUAUUUUAAGAUUAUUCAAUUAUAAAUGUCAUACUAGUCCAUUGAUAAGUGAUCUACAUUAAAAAAAAAUGAAAAAUAUUAAAAUCAACAAGCUCAAGAUAAAAUAUUUUUUAUAACA